Messenger RNA from Malaya genurostris, 2243 nucleotides. It is a transcript of the gene Arl8, whose product is annotated as ADP-ribosylation factor-like protein 8. Gene Ontology annotation, biological process: anterograde axonal transport; protein transport. Lineage: Eukaryota; Metazoa; Arthropoda; Insecta; Diptera; Culicidae. The coding region runs from base 327 to 887 and encodes 186 amino acids. Gene Ontology annotation, cellular component: lysosomal membrane. The transcript has 4 exons. Gene Ontology annotation, molecular function: GTP binding; GTPase activity. The record is from RefSeq and is a predicted model, not a curated record.
UUCAUGAAGGUGUAGUAGAAAGUGAUAGUGCAAAAGCAGAAAAAAGGGAUCCUCUUGCUCUGCGUGUGCUUGUCGUCGUUAACUGAAAGGAUUCCGAAAAAAAAUCCUUGUUCCGUAAAAACAUUUCGUUCAUCUUGUUUUACCCGUUCACGAAAGUGCCCAACACUGGCAGCUGGAAAUAAUAGUAGCCUCAACUAGCAGCCAAUUAAGGUGUAGAUAAACAAAAAAGGCAUUGCAACUUGCCAAGAGAAAAAUUCGUCAUUCUGAUCCUGCUAGCCGUGUGUGUGUCGUAUUCCGGGAGCCAAACAGAUUACCAAAACUAGAAAAUGUUAGCCCUAAUCAACCGGAUUCUGGACUGGUUCAAGAGCCUGUUCUGGAAGGAGGAAAUGGAACUAACGCUGGUUGGACUGCAGUACUCGGGGAAGACGACCUUUGUCAACGUAAUUGCUUCCGGUCAGUUCUGCGAAGACAUGAUCCCGACGGUCGGAUUUAACAUGCGCAAAGUGACCAAGGGUAACGUGACUAUCAAGGUGUGGGACAUCGGAGGCCAGCCGCGAUUCCGAUCUAUGUGGGAACGAUACUGUCGCGGGGUGAACGCCAUUGUCUACAUGGUUGACGCAGCCGAUUUGGACAAGAUGGAAGCAUCCAGGAAUGAGCUUCAUUCGCUACUGGAUAAGCCGCAACUGGCCGGCAUACCGGUGCUGGUGCUAGGAAACAAACGAGACAUUGCCGGUGCAUUGGAUGAGACUGGACUGAUUGAGAGAAUGAACCUAUCCAGCAUACAAGAUCGUGAAAUUUGUUGCUAUAGCAUCUCUUGUAAAGAGAAAGACAAUAUCGAUAUAACCCUACAGUGGCUAAUUGCCCACUCCAAGAGCCAAAGUCGUUAAGUGAAAAACUGUUGAAUCAGACUCCGAUUUAUCGAUUCGUUUCGGUCUGUAAUAUUUAAGUAACAAUUAUGAAUAAAGUAGAAACAGACAGAUAGAGUAACAAAACAAUGAUAAACAAAUGUUAAGGUCUUCGAUUUGCUCCAGAUUUUAGCUAGCAUUCGAUUCUGAAUCUCAACGGUCGUUCGCAAUUCAAUUGUAAUGCCUAAAAUUGUUGCGCAUCAAGAUCGAAGGGGAACAAACGAAACAACAACAGAAUUAUUGGAGGGUUCAUCGUCGUAUUAGCAGAACACAAAACUUGGAAACGAGUAUCGUUCGGUGGUGUCUUGAUUUUGAUUUUAACAUUAACGUUACGAUUUACGAUAAGCUCUUCUAUUAGUAAAAGAAAAACAAAACAGAACAAACAACCGAUUCAAUAGAAAACAUGAAUUCUUGGUCAAAAUGUCAACCAGAAAACAAUCAUCCUUAACAAAUUUGUUGAACAAACAUCGUAGAGAGCGUAAAAAUUCCUCAGAAUCGCUUAGAUCAGCAUAAAUAUGAAAUUUUAUUAUUGAGAGUAUGCUUUUAGUAAGCAGUUGUUAAUUACAUUUUGUGCGUACGAGGUUAAAUGAUGCUUUUACAAUUGGACUUCAAAUCUAACGAAUGGCGGAAACCCUGUAUGUGUGAUAUAUGAGUGAAUUGAACUUUUAUUGAUAGCAAGAAUAUCCAGAUUACAGUUGAACAUUUGAAUAUUUGAUGAAAUAACCAACAUCAUUGUAGCGCUAGUGGUAUUUUCAAUGUUAAUAAGAAAGCACAGAUAUCGAUUUUUAAGUUGUACACAUAAACAUAUUUUUUAUUUCUUUUAAUCUUUUGAUCAAGAACUGUGUUCCAUUUUAUCCUAUAGGUUUCGUGCAGUGAUAUAAGUUGCCUAAUGAUAGGAAAUUUGAACACAUGAAUAAUAAAAGCUAAUGAUGCGGAUGAAGAGAGUCCAUUAGAAUCAGUAUGCUAAUUUAAGAUGCCAUUGUUGAGGUCCGUUUCUCGGUCUAUCGGUUCAUUUUUUCUUUGCAGCUUCAGAAAUCGGUCUGUUUUUUUUUUCAUUUCUGUCAGCGAUCUAAAAAUCAAAAUUACUGGUCAUCCUAGUUUAUGUAGGUUCAUAAUAACUUUGUUAGCGUCUAGCGAAUGUAAAAGUAAGCAUUCUAAAGCGAAUAAGUUAAUAAUCAUUAUGACAACAAAACAAAUAAAUAUAGUUAGUAGGUGAAAAGAAACAAAAGGGAAGAAAAUACAAACCGAAAUAUGAAUAAUGAUCAAUUGAUUAAAACUUGUACUGUAUAUAACGACAACAUAUAAUAAUAAUAAUAAUAAAAUAUUAUGAUUAUCACA